Peronospora matthiolae is the source of this 1218-nucleotide messenger RNA. The record is from the annotation of a GenBank genome assembly. NCBI's taxonomy places the organism in Eukaryota, Oomycota, Peronosporomycetes, Peronosporales, Peronosporaceae.
AUGGACACCACUUCGCAGCGAGGUGCCAGUACUUCUGUCGGCACGUCGCAGGAAGAGCGGGACCGCAAUGUGUUGCGUCUCGCUCCAGAAAAGAAGGCAUGGAUGCCUCCUAAAUCUGUCAUGGAUCACUUGUCGGCGACGACGAGUGAUCGUUAUCGAACACGAUUGUUCGAUUCGUCAAGGAUUCAUCACCUUGACCCCAGCGCGAAAGACUAUCGCGCUGAACAUGAGUUCUUCAUCGAUGCUUUCUUCAGACAUCGAUGGUACAGUGGGAAUCACAAACGUGAUGGUCCCUCACUACUUCAGGCGUGGAACGCCUACAUCCAUAAUCUCGAGGAUGUAGGUCGUGACGCUUGGAACGACAAACUUAUCAAAGCUCGUGAUAAGUUUGAAAAGCGAACCCCGACAGGUGCACGCUACAAGCUGCAUCGUCUGUCAAGGGAGAAAGGAUUACCCUGCCUCUCUUGGGGAGACUCGUGCCCAUGUUGUGUGAACAACUCUGCACGAGCACCUAAGGAGGCUUACCUCCUUACCAGCCCGUGGUGGCGCGUACGUGUCUCUACUGAGAUGUACGAAGGGAUUGACAACCUGAAAUCCCUUUACGACCGUGCCGGGAAGACUUUCUCCGGCGGUCCUUCUGCGGCACAGGAUGUGUCGCGUCGUACUGCUCGACCAGACCCAGUACGUCAACCACCAAUUGGGAGCGGGGCUCCCAAGAAUCCCAGGACGGGGGAUAGCCGCGCCACCGGACGAGUUACCUCGUCCGACGUCCGUUCACGUCGCGGUGGUUCAACAGCUGCUCAACCAGAUAGCGCUGGACACCGCGAGAGUCCUCUAAUGGAGGUGGAGGAGGAGGGAAGACGCUAUCCACACGAUCAUGUGGAUCGGUGUGUUCCCGAGAGCUUCUUUGAUCGCGUAACGCAAGGGUUACGCGACGAUCUCGAGCAUGAGCGGAAUAGGCGUCUCCAACUGGCGGAAGCUGUCUCGAAGCAUCGAGCUGAGUUUGCAUUUGCUCAGCUUGAGAACGAGAGAUCUCUGACAUCUCUUCGUGACGAGCUAAGGGUAGCUCGUGGGAUUGUUGAUCGGUCUCGGGCUGAGAUAACUGCUCUUCAGACCCUUGUUGAUGCCCACCAUCGGGAGCACAAGGCUCUCUGCGAGAUGCUUGAGCGCAAGGGCGUUCUUCAUCGGAAGAAGCAGCGUACUGAUGGUACGGCUUAA